Candidozyma duobushaemuli is the source of this 1827-nucleotide messenger RNA. RefSeq lists its product as uncharacterized. The record is from RefSeq and is a predicted model, not a curated record. The transcript has a single exon. Bases 1 to 1827 code for a protein of 608 amino acids. Lineage: Eukaryota; Fungi; Ascomycota; Pichiomycetes; Serinales; Metschnikowiaceae.
AUGACAAGAAUGAAUCAAACACCAGUUUCGCCAGUUGACACCGCUCGCAUCCUUGCCAUCUUAGAUGCCUCGCAGCCAGAGGUUUCACAAAGAGAGCCCAGAGGUGCUGAUAUCGCAGCAUUUCACAAUACGGAUAAGUUUUCUACCACCAACUCCAAGAAGAAAACAUCUCAUUUCACCAUGGACGCCUUCAACGCCAAGAUGAACGCCCUCAAUGCCACUUUCAAGCUCAAGUCUUUCAAGUUGAGAAAGAUGAACGACAGCUCCCUCAAGUGGAAGCCCUUAGUCGAAACUGACGCUGCCAGCGUCCACCCCAUCACCACUUCCCCCAUCCAAUCCCCCGAGGCCCAGCCUCCAGCAAUUGUUGUCCACGCCGUGGAUUACAAAACCAUCGCUGCUUGCAGCUAUGUGCCUCCAUGGGCUGCGGACGCUCCAGAGAUUCACAACGGCGUCCCUCACUCGGUGAGCCGGAAUUCUGGAGCCCCUCGUGUCGCCCAGGAGGUCAAGAGAAGCCCUUCCGAGUUUGUGAAGGAAGCCGCUUAUGUCGAAUCGAAGCACUCUUCAAACGCUGAAGUUGCAACCGACAAGGCCUCCUCGCAUACACCUCGUGAGUAUUUCGCUCAACACUUUGACGCUUCGCCAGAGCAGUUCGCUGCACCGGAAGCACCAACGGGCCCUGGAGUUUCCCAAUUCAAGGCCCGUUCAAGACUGUCUACUCCUUUUGUUGAAGAGGUCCCCCCACCUCAAGAGCCCAAGGUUCCACUCAACAAGCGCUUUUCACAAGCAGUCUCUCGAAUCACGGCUCGCUGGAGCUACCGUCGCAAGCUCCGCAGAGAGCACCGUCAGGAGGACAGAGCCCUCAAGGCGGUUCAGAACGAGACGAAGCACAAGAUCAAGAUGGAAAAGCGCAAGCUCAAGCUCAUCGAAAAGGAGAAGCAGUUGGACCGCUUGAGGUCGCAAUACAAGGCUGCUGUGCACCAAAAGAACCAGCAAGUCCAGAAGCACAAGCAGGCUGCCUACCAGAGAAAGCUUGACGCUGAACAGGCUGCACAAAGAAGAAAGCUAGAGAACUUGGAGUACCAGAUGCUCCAGGUGAAGGCUAGCAGAAAGGCUGCUGCCGCCUUGAAGGCUCGUCUUUCUGCAAACCACAAGCACUCUAGCUCGAAGCAGCCUACCCCCAAGGUCUCUCCCCAGACCUCAUCCAAGCUUUCCCCCAAGUCGAGUGUUUUCACUUACAAGGAAAGCGUGUCUUCUUCCAAGACAUCUGUUGAUGGCCAUGCUGCGAGACUUUCACAAACUCCCCCAAAGUCCAGCAAGGCUCAGACCCCAGCAGCUCCACACCAACACCUUCCCCUUUUGUUGGUGAACGUUUGCAUCAACGAGAAGAUUGAGGACAAUCCUUGGAACCAUGGUGUUGGUGCCGAAGUACGCAGCAUGCUUGGAAAGGAGAGACCAGUCCUCAACAUUGUUUCGAAGCCCAAGGCUCCCCAGCCGGCUCCACAAAACAAGACCAAGACCCUUACUCUUUCAGUUCAAAAGUUGAAGAGUCCCUUCUUGAAGAAGGCCAGUCUUGUUGUUGACGAGGCUCCUCAAAUUACCAAGGAGUCCCUCAAGGAGUCUCCCAAGAAGUCUCCCCAGGCUUCAGCCAAGUCUUCUCUUAAGCCUACUUCCCCCAAGGCUGUCAGGAAGAAGACCCCCUUCUGGUUCACUGAGGAGUACAAGAAGAAGCGUCAAGAGAUUGCAAAGAGAGAUGAGCCCCCUCGGUUUGCGCCCUCUCAAGCAGAAAUUGACAACGCCAUCUUGAGCUUCGCUCGUUCCAGACGGUGA